GUCUCUAAGUAAACACACUCACAUUCACCCCAUUCCACAGUCUCCACACAUUCUACUCUAAAUUAACCCAAAACUUCCGUAUAACCCCAAAAUUAUCUUCUCUCUAACAAAAAAAAAUGACAAUUUUUCUUUUCUCCAUUUUCUCUCUCCUCUUUUCCCUCCUCCAUAACUCACUUCCAGUACACUCAUUUCCAACCUCUUCGAAACUAGAGGAAAGAACCUUCAUCAUUAGUGUUAAUCACAAUGCUAAACCAUCUAUUUUCCUUACCCACUAUCACUGGUAUCAAUCCUCCUUGAACUCCCUUACCUCCAACCCCCCUUCCAAACAAGUCCUUCAUACGUAUGAUACUGUUUUCCAUGGCUUCUCCGCUCACCUUACGAAUUAUGAAGCUAACCUUCUGUCCAAACAAUCUCACAUUCUUUCACUUAUUCCUGAACAAGUCCGGUCUCUCCAUACUACCCGCUCGCCUCUCUUCCUCGGUCUCGAAACGACAUCGUUGAACACCUCCUCGCUACUCGAAGAAUCCGAUUUCGGAUCGGACCUUGUUAUUGGUGUCAUCGAUACCGGUAUAUGGCCCGAACACCAGAGCUUUAAUGACCGUAAUCUUAACGCUAUUCCUUCAAAAUGGCGUGGUUCUUGCCCUAGUGAUUUUCCUUGUAAUAGAAAGAUUGUUGGGGCUAAGUUAUUCUCAGAGGGGUAUGAAGCUACCAAUGGUAGAAUGAAUGCCUCGUCGGAGUUCCGUUCCCCGCGGGACUCGGAUGGGCAUGGGACUCACACUGCCUCUAUCGCCGCCGGUAGGUACGUCUUUCCGGCAGACACUUUAGGUUAUGCUAAAGGGGUGGCCGCGGGGAUGGCUCCCAAGGCGAGGUUGGCAGUGUACAAAGUAUGCUGGACUUCAGGGUGUUAUGACUCUGACAUUCUAAAAGCAUUUGAUGAAGCUGUCAAAGAUGGAGUAGAUGUUAUCUCUUUGUCGGUUGGAGGUGUAGUUGUGCCAUAUUAUCUAGAUUCUAUUGCAAUCGCUGCUUUUAGGGCUGUUCAAAACGGGGUUUUCGUGUCGGCGUCGGCCGGAAAUGGUGGGCCCGGGGGCUCUUCAGUGACGAAUGUAGCACCUUGGGUGACUACAGUUGGUGCAGGUUCAAUUGAUAGGGAUUUUCCUGCUGAGGUAGUGUUAGGAAAUGGAAGGAGGAUUCCUGGGGUGAGUGUUUAUAGCGGACCCGGGCUUGAGCCCGGAAAGUUGUACCCGUUAGUGUAUGCGGGUAACAGGGAGAGUGGUGAUGGUGGCGGCGGUGGGGAGGGAUAUUCUGCUUCGUUGUGUUUGGAUGGUUCGUUGGAUCCGAUUUUGGUGAGAGGGAAGAUAGUGUUGUGUGAUAGAGGGAUUAAUUCUAGAGUUGCUAAAGGAGAGGUGGUGAAAGAAGCUGGUGGAAUUGGUAUGAUUAUUGCUAAUGCUGUGUUUGAUGGUGAAGGGUUGGUGGCUGACUGCCACGUGGUACCCGCAACCUCCGUCGGCUCCGCCAAUGGGGAUAUAAUCCGAAAAUACAUUUCAAAUAAAUCUAAGAAAUUAUCUACGCCGACAGCGACAAUCGUGUUCCGAGGGACACGUAUCGGAAUCCGACCCGCUCCGGUAGUGGCCGCAUUCUCUGCUCGUGGUCCUAACCCGGAAACUCCUGAGAUACUCAAGCCGGACUUAAUUGCCCCGGGCUUGAAUAUCUUAGCCUCAUGGACCGAACGGGUUGGCCCGUCGGGCUUAAUCACAGACCGACGGAAGGCGAAGUUUAAUAUAUUGUCAGGGACAUCAAUGGCUUGUCCACACGUAUCGGGCCUCGCAGCGUUGCUAAAAGCAGCUCAUCCCGAUUGGAGCCCGGCUGCCGUACGGUCCGCCUUGAUGACGACGGCAUACACUCUCGACAACCAGGGAGGCAUCAUGAAAGACGAGUCGACCGGAAACGAGUCCACGGUAAUGGAUAUCGGGGCAGGUCAUGUCCACCCACAAAAGGCAAUGGACCCGGGUUUAAUCUAUGACCUUACAACCUAUGACUACAUAGAUUUCCUUUGCAACUCCAAUUACACAACCAGCAACAUAGAACUCAUAGCCCCAAAAAAGGCCAAUUGCCGUGGCGCGAAACGGGCGGGUCAUGUGGGUAACUUAAAUUACCCUUCAUUAUCAUACGUUUUCGUACAAUAUGGAAAACAUAAGAUGUCUAGUCAUUCAAUAAGGAUCGCCACUAAUGUCGGCGACCCAGACUCGGUUUAUCGUGUCAAAAUCAUCCCACCAACAGGCACAAACGUGACAGUAGAACCCGAACAGCUCAGUUUCAGACGCGUGGGUCAGAAACUGAACUUCUUGGUUCGGGUUCAAGUGGAGGCGAUGAAACUAUCAGCAGGAUCAUCUAGCACAAUAAGUGGUGCAAUAAUAUGGUCUGAUGGUAAACACAGUGUGACAAGUCCAAUAGUUGUAACAAUGCAGGAGCCACUUUAGGUAUAUAUGUACCAUUUCUAGUUGAGUAUUUAUUUUUUGGUCUCAGAAAGUCAGAAUCAUAGAAGUUUGAUGUAUAAAAAAAAAAUGGGAGUUUCAAGUGUAAGUGUGAGUGUGAGUAUAAUUAUGAGAAUCUCUGCAGGGUGUUUUCCACUUCAGAAAACAAGUGAAUGAAGAGGAGUUUCUAUCUGUAUCUUGGUUGUUGUAACUUGUAACAGAAUCUAGAAUUAUAACAAUAAUUAUUUACUACUCCGUAUGGAGUAUAUGGAGUAGUAUUUUUAUUA
Spinacia oleracea (spinach) is the source of this 2758-nucleotide messenger RNA. RefSeq names its product subtilisin-like protease SBT1.5. Lineage: Eukaryota; Viridiplantae; Streptophyta; Magnoliopsida; Caryophyllales; Amaranthaceae. The coding region runs from base 117 to 2477 and encodes 786 amino acids. The transcript has a single exon. Gene Ontology annotation, biological process: proteolysis. The record is from RefSeq and is a predicted model, not a curated record. Gene Ontology annotation, molecular function: serine-type endopeptidase activity.